AUGAUAGCGCCGGCAAACGUGCGUGGUGGAUCAUAUACGUAUAAAUUGUCUCAUUUAUGCAUUAUUUGUGGUUCUCUUGCAAUAGUAAUUGGACUUAUUCUUAUUGUCGUUGGUGUUAUAUAUGAAGUAGAAAAUACUAAAUUUAUUGGUAUUGGUUUAAUUAGUUUUGGAGUUUUAUGUUUUCUUUUUAAAAUUAUUUAUUUUUAUGGUAAAUUGGACAUAUGUUAUAAUAAUUGGAUUUAUCGAACUCGUGUUGUACCAAUAAAUCAUGGAACUUCUCAACCAAGACCAGCAGGUGCAUUAUCGACUUCUCCUCGUCCUAAAACACCUGGAACGACACAAAAACCAUCAUAUAUAAUACCACCUGAACCUCCAACACGUAAAACAGUAAUAUCUGAUAUAGAAAUUCAUAACGUUCUAACUGAACAAUCAAUAAAAAACACAAUAACAACAAAUAAUUCUAAUACAAUGACUUAA
Molecule: messenger RNA, 477 nt
Organism: Rotaria sp. Silwood2
Lineage: Eukaryota; Metazoa; Rotifera; Eurotatoria; Philodinida; Philodinidae
Source: the annotation of a GenBank genome assembly